AUGGAGAACUACCAGAAGAUCGAGAAGAUUGGCGAAGCAGGCACCUACGGUGUGGUGUACAAAGCCAAAGACCUUGCCAACGGCAAUCGCAUCGUGGCUUUGAAGAAGAUUCGUCUGGAAGCCGAAGAUGAAGGUGUCCCCAGCACCGCUAUUCGAGAAAUCUCGCUCCUCAAAGAGAUGAACGAUCCCAACAUUGUGCGCCUGCUCAACAUUGUCCAUGCCGAUGGCCACAAACUCUACCUCGUCUGCGAGUUCCUAGAUCUCGAUCUGAAGAAGUACAUGGAAGCACUACCUGUUACUGACGGUGGUCGUGGCAAGCCUCUUCCGGAGGGCUCUAGUGAGAUGUCGCGGCUCGGGUUGGGCAAAGACAUGGUCAAGAAGUUCAUGGCGCAGCUUGUCGAAGGCGUGCGAUACUGCCACAGCCACCGCGUCCUGCACCGUGAUCUCAAGCCUCAGAACCUGCUCAUCGACCGCGAGGGUAACUUGAAGCUGGCUGACUUUGGCCUUGCUCGCGCGUUCGGCGUUCCGCUACGGACUUACACUCACGAGGUGGUCACUCUGUGGUAUCGUGCUCCCGAGAUUCUACUUGGUGGCCGACAAUACUCGACUGGUGUUGACAUGUGGUCAGUGGGCGCCAUCUUUGCCGAGAUGUGCACCCGCAAACCGCUGUUUCCUGGCGAUUCUGAGAUCGAUGAGAUCUUCAAGAUUUUCAAGUUGUUGGGUACCCCUAAUGAGGAGACCUGGCCCGGCGUCACUGCCUUCCCCGACUUCAAGUCUUCGUUCCCCAAGUGGCCUAGAGAGCAGUUGAGUGGUAUCGUCAAGACGCUUGAGCCCGCUGGUAUCGAGCUACUAGAAGCAAUGCUGGAGUACGAUCCCUCGCAUCGUCUCUCGGCCAAGGCUGCUUGCAAUCAUCCCUACUUCGCUGCGGGCAGCGCCGCCUACUCACAGCGGACGACCGCAGCGCGACCCAACGGCUACCACUGA
Molecule: messenger RNA, 984 nt
Organism: Cyphellophora europaea CBS 101466
Lineage: Eukaryota; Fungi; Ascomycota; Eurotiomycetes; Chaetothyriales; Cyphellophoraceae
Product: cyclin-dependent kinase 1
Exons: 4
Coding region: 1-984 (327 amino acids)
Biological process (GO): protein phosphorylation; signal transduction; G1/S transition of mitotic cell cycle
Cellular component (GO): cyclin-dependent protein kinase holoenzyme complex; nucleus; cytoplasm
Molecular function (GO): ATP binding; cyclin binding; cyclin-dependent protein serine/threonine kinase activity
Source: RefSeq, a predicted model, not a curated record